AUGGACCCAACUCAGGAUCCAAAUUUCACUCCUCCUUCUCUCAAAAGGGCAAUUGAACCAACUGCUCCUUCAGAGAAAAUACCAACUAAUAUUCCUAUACAACCAUGGGUUUUAGAAGAUUUAGGCGAAGCUUUAGAUGGUCCAGCUCCUCAUCCAUCAAGUAGUAGACCGAGUAUUUUAACUACUAAAUCAUACGAUGAACCAUCAGAUGCUAAAUAUCAUUCAAAAAUACCUCGGAAACAUACAGAAUUAAUAAAUUCAUCUUCAAGUGACGACGAAGAUGGUAUAGUUGAAGAUGAAAAGAUUAUGAAUAAUUCAAGUAGUAAAAAAGAGAUUCUUCCUCCAUCAAUACAAGUUAGAUCAUCACAAAUUGCUGAUUUAGAAGAAGUUCCUCAUGGUAUACAAAGACAAGCAAAAACUUUCGACAAAUAUGAAUUUCCAACUCAUAGAUUAGCUACAACUAUGUUAGAUGGUUCAAAAUAUCCUUUGGUUAUAGUUGCUUGUGGUUCAUUUUCUCCUGUUACAUAUUUGCAUUUAAGAAUGUUUGAAAUGGCUUUAGAUGCAGUUAUGGAACAAACAAGAUUUGAAGUUAUUGGUGGUUAUUUUUCUCCUGUUUCAUCAAAUUAUAAAAAACAAGGUUUGGCAUCAGCACAUCAUAGAGUUAGAAUGUGUGAAUUAGCUUGUGAAAGAACAUCAAGUUGGUUAAUGGUUGAUGCUUGGGAAUCUUUACAGCCUAAAUACACAAGAACUGCUUUAGUACUUGAUCAUUUUAAUGAAGAAAUAAAUAUUAAACGAGGUGGUAUAAUGACAAAUUCUGGUGAAAAAAGAGGAGUUAAAAUAAUGUUAUUAGCUGGCGGUGAUUUAAUAGAAUCAAUGGGUGAACCAGACGUAUGGGCAGAUCAAGAUUUACAUCAUAUAUUAGGUAAAUAUGGUUGUUUAAUUGUUGAAAGAACAGGAUCUGAUGUAAGAUCAUUUUUAUUGAGCCAUGAUAUAAUGUAUGAACAUAGAAAGAAUAUAUUGGUGAUUAAACAAUUAAUUUAUAAUGAUAUUUCAUCAACAAAAAUAAGGUUAUUUAUUAGAAGAGGAAUGUCAGUGCAAUAUUUAUUACCAAAUUCGGUUAUCAGGUAUAUUCAACAACAUAAUUUAUAUGGUGAUUCAGAACCAGUAAAGCAAGUAAUGUCAGAAAGAGCAGAUUAG
Messenger RNA from Insectozyma verbasci, 1197 nucleotides. The record is from the annotation of a GenBank genome assembly. Lineage: Eukaryota; Fungi; Ascomycota; Pichiomycetes; Serinales; Debaryomycetaceae.